ACAAAAAAAAAUACCUCUACAGAUUCCGAUUACAAUGAUCGGGAAUGUGGUUUUGUGGAUUUUCGAAUUGACGAUGAUUCUCAGGGCGGCCGAGGCGAUGAACAAUAACGGUGAUUGCAGAGAGACUAUUUGCGGGGGAAUCGCAGUGAAAUUCCCGUUCCGGAUCGUAGACAGGCAACCGGCCGCCGCCUGUGGCUAUCCGGGAUUCGAUCUGAGCUGCAGCUCCGAUAGGCUGCUGCUGGAGUUGCCUAACUCCGUCAAUCUCUCCGUCAGCUUCAUCGAUUACGCCUAUCAGUCUAUUGACGUAACCGAUGAAGCCUGCCUCCCGUUGAGAUCAAAUGUGUCCUAUUCUCCUUUCCGAUCUCAGUACGGAAUGAUGGAUGAGUUCACAUUAAUCAAUUGCACAUUGCGAACAGAAGCUCUUUUACGUGAAUGGUCUCUAUCGCUGGAACUUAUCUCUUGUCUGAGCGAUCCCGGCGGCGGCGGCUACCAGGUUUUUGCCAUCUACGGUGGGACUUCUGUUGAUGAUCCCAGGGUACAAUCGUGUAGCAUGAUGUAUGACUUGACAACACCACUGGAGAUUCCCGGAUCGUUUUCCUUGACCUGGAACGAACCUAAUUGCUCAGUCUGCGAAUCCCAGGGUAAAUAUUGCAGGGUGCUGCAGCAGCAGCACCGGCAUUUCAAGAGCAGCAAAACAGAAUGUUAUCAUUUCCCCAAUCAAGGAAUAAAGAAGAAAGUGAUCACAGAGAGGAAGUAUCAAAUCAAGGUCAAGAAGUUUCUAGAUGAUUACAAAUCUUUGAAGCCCACAAGAUUCUUGUUUGCUGAUCUCGAGAGGAUCACAAAUCAAUUCAGGUUCGAACUCGGAAAAGGAGCAUAUGGAACUGUUUUCAAAGGGAAACUAUCAGAUGAAGUCAUAGUGGCUGUUAAGGUCCUCAAUGAUUCCAAAGCAAGAGGCGAGGAAUUUAUUAACGAAGUUGGAACAUUGGCAAGAAUCCACCACGCCAAUGUUGUUCGCUUGAUCGGUUUCUGUGCAGAGGGGUUUCAACGGGCCAUAGUGUACGAGUACUUGCCAAAUGAUUCGCUACAUAGGUUUAUAUCCUCAGCAGACUCAAAGGAGCAGUUUCUGGGAUGGAAAUCUUUGGAACGCAUUGCAAUCGGCAUAGCCAAAGGGAUUGAGUAUCUUCACCGGGGUUGCGAUGAAAGAAUCUUGCAUUUAGACAUCAAGCCCCACAAUGUACUUCUUGAUCACAAUCUCAAUCCCAAAAUUACCGAUUUUGGCCUCGCAAAACUAUGUUCCACAGAUCAAAGCUUGGUGUCUAUGACCACAGCAAGAGGCACUGUAGGCUAUAUGGCACCGGAAGUGUUCUCAAGAAACUUUGGGAAGGUCUCAUACAAAUCAGAUGUUUAUAGUUUCGGGAUGCUCUUGCUAGAAAUGGUGAGCGGAAGAAAAAUUGUUGACACUGAACCCAAUACGGAGGAUAAAGUAAAUUUUCCAGAGUGGAUUUAUAAUGUCCUUGAACAAGGGGAAGAUCUAAGGUUUGACAUUGAAGAAGAGAGCGAUGUUAAAAUUGGAAAGAAGCUAGCAAUCGUAGGGUUGUCAUGCAUUCAAUGGAAUCCCGUUGAUCGGCCUUCGAUGGGAAUUGCCCUUCAAAUGCUAGAAGGGGAAGUAGAUUUGAGCGCACCUCCAAAUCCAUUCAUAUCUAAACCGCCUUCGUCACGAAAUGUGAUUGCUACGGCUAAUCGCAUUUGCCGACGGUUGGAUGCAAUAGAAGAAGUUGAGGGGUGAUCAAUGGGGAGUUAUCAUCAUAUCAUGAUCAAUAGAAGGUUGGCUUAUUAGGUGACCAAAAGUUCACUUGGGAAAAGUUAGUAUGAUAUGAGAUUUGUGACAGAUUAUCCCACUCAAACCCACACUUAUCCAUAUGUAUGUAUGUAUCAUUUUCAAUAAGUGAAAUGUCUGCUCCUUUUCAUGACACUUUUUUUUUGCUUCAUUUUUAUUGUACAUUAUAACAUGCAGGUUUUCAAAAAUAAAACAAAUGGUGUAAU
Messenger RNA from Cuscuta campestris, 2043 nucleotides. Lineage: Eukaryota; Viridiplantae; Streptophyta; Magnoliopsida; Solanales; Convolvulaceae. The record is from the annotation of a GenBank genome assembly.